CUUGGUAGAAUCAGUGUCAGUUGCUGGCUUCUGCUCUGGGUUUGAAUCUCUCCUUUCAGUUUGAGCUGGAUGGCUAACACUCUGUUGGCAGGGCCACAGGCAGCCAAUGAGCCCAUCUACACUGAGCUGGUAACAUUGACAGAGGGAGAGCAGCAGCAGGGCUGUGGGAGAGAGGAGGAGGAGGAGCAGCAGCAGCAGCAGGAGGAGCAGGAGAAAGAUGUGCAGUGGUGUGGGGGUGUUAAUAGGGAGCUUGGCUUCUCUAAACCCCCAGCCUGGCAGCAAAACAGUGAGCGGGCUUUCACCUGCAGAACACAGAGCUCUGGACCCCAGCAAGAUACUCACCGACAGGUGAUCGAACACUCUGAGGACACAGAGAUUGGUCCCAGUCAAUCGCCCUCUCGACCAACCGAACAUUGCCGACCCCGCUUCAAUCUGCUGCACCCUGAGGAGGAUGAGGACAAUGGCCAAAAAUUGACCAAGAAGCAGAGAUGUUCGGCCUCGCCAGUGACCCACCAUUACUCGGAUUCAGCCCUGAGCAGGAGACCGUCACACUGGGGUGACCCCUCCAGACUAACUUUUCGAUGUGAACCAUUCCCGUUUCCCACUGUGGCUUCAGCCAGCCUUGUCCACACUGGGUCCCGACAGCCCUGCUUGUUAUCCAGCUUCCCGGUCAAGCCUUUACAGAAGGAGAGCGUGCCACUACCUCCGGUCUCAACUUCAGCCCCCCCAGGGGAAGGUCUUCCUCCUGCCUUAGACAGCGGGAAUAGCAUGAAGGUGAUGGGACUAUAUGCUGACCUGGUGAAGGAACUCCAGGAGCAGGUAAUGGAGCUGCAGCGACGUGAGCAGGCACAGGCAGAGGCAGUACUUUUGCGGGAGCAGCGCAUCGAGGCACUGGAGAAGGAGAACCGGAGGCUGAAAGAUCAGUUACAGAAACUCGAGGAGGAGAAUGACCUUUUGUCCAGUGACAGUGAGCGGGGCAUCACCAUGCGGAAUCUGCAGGCAGGAGCACUGGAUGCAUCCAAAAAGAGCAUAAAAUUCUUGAGGGACCUUGUUGAACUACUCGAGUCAAAUAUGGAAACCCAGAAUCCACCAUCUGACAGUAAGUUACCGCUGGUUUCGCUAGGUCUGCCACCAGUUCGGAUUGCUGAGGAGACUGUCACCCCUGUCAAGUCUUACAGGGAGGUUAAUGAUGAUGCCAGUGUCACCAUCACUCGGAACAGGCUGGAGGAGAGAUUUACCAGUCCGCUUGGGCAUCAGGAAAUUCAGACCCUGGGCAAGGCCAUGAAGGACACUCUACCAGAUGGUUCACCGGUCUGGGCAUGUGCCAUUGAGGCAAAUGGGAGACCUAAGUCGGAACUGAUCCCUGAAUCAGGUGUGUAUCUCACCAACAGAGAGCUGGAUGAACUGUCUCACCUCCCACGGGAUAAACCAAAGCUGAUGACUCGGAAGCUCCUGGGAUAUUUCUUCUCGGAUCAGACCUUAGCACGGUCAUCAGCUCGAGGAAAACGCAUUGCCCACAACAAGACCACCAUGGAGAAGCCAAUAUGUCUACCCACUGCAGUCACUUACACCAUCAAAGAUUACGUUACUUCUGUGUGCGGGAGGGGAUGUGACUUUACCGCCGUGAUUAACAGCAAGUGUGCCAGUUCCAGGAGGGCAGUGAGAAAGCUGAUGGAAAAGAUGGAGUGAAAGAAAUGCCCUCGUUCAGAGCUGGGGAGAGUGAGCAGCCAAGGCGAUUGAGAUUAUUCUUAUCAAGCUACCUUGAGGAACAUUUCACAUGCAUUUUUCUCCCAGCAGUCGCUGAUUUUUAACCAGCGAACUUGUUGUUGCUUUGCAGAAGGGAAGAGUGUUUUUAAUCUGAGGACCAUUAUUGACCACAGAAAUUAAGUGAUUUACUGGACUCAAAAUGGAGAAAGGGAUGAGUGGGAGCAGAGGCUGCUUGCGAUUGGAGCGACUUGUACUAUUUGAAAAACAAAUGGGGGAACAUAAAUAGUGUGAAUUUUUAUCUUAAAAUUUUGCACGAUGCUGUAUUUCUGAUAUCUAUUGUGCUUAAAAGUCUUUUAAUUAAAUAUUUUCUAUGUU
Molecule: messenger RNA, 2082 nt
Organism: Carcharodon carcharias (great white shark)
Lineage: Eukaryota; Metazoa; Chordata; Chondrichthyes; Lamniformes; Lamnidae
Exons: 6
Coding region: 70-1689 (539 amino acids)
Molecular function (GO): DNA binding
Source: RefSeq, a predicted model, not a curated record